This is a messenger RNA of Brenthis ino (lesser marbled fritillary), 2352 nucleotides long. The record is from the annotation of a GenBank genome assembly. Lineage: Eukaryota; Metazoa; Arthropoda; Insecta; Lepidoptera; Nymphalidae.
AUGAACGCUGCCGUAAGAUCUGUAGUAAGAAUGGGUAUCUAUUUGGGCUGUAAAGUGUACUUUAUUCGUGAAGGAUAUCAGGGUAUGGUUGACGGAGGUGACAACAUUGAAGAAGCCAAUUGGUCAUCUGUUAGUUCAAUUAUCCAUAAAGGUGGUACUAUCAUUGGAUCAGCUAGAUGUAUGGAUUUCAUGAAACGUGAAGGUCGUGUUAAGGCUGCUUAUAACUUAGUGACAAGAGGCAUUACUAAUUUGGUAGUCAUUGGUGGUGAUGGUUCACUUACUGGGGCCAACUUAUUCCGACAGGAGUGGUCAAGUUUAUUAGAUGAAUUAUUAGAAAAUAAUAAAAUAACCAUGGAUCAAAGAGAAAGAUAUAAAUAUUUGCACAUUGCUGGAAUGGUAGCAUCUAUAGACAAUGAUUUCUGUGGCACGGACAUGACUAUAGGUACAGACUCAGCUUUGCAUCGCAUUAUUGAAGCUAUUGAUGCUAUUGUCAGUACUGCAUACUCACAUCAAAGAACUUUUAUUAUGGAGGUGAUGGGAAGACACUGUGGAUAUCUUGCUGUGGUCACAGCCUUGUCAUCUGAAGCAGAUUUUGUCUUUCUCCCAGAGGCACCACCAUCAGUGGAUUGGAAAGAUAAGCUUUGUGAUAAUUAUCUGGCAUUAGUGGCCGCUCUGGCGAGCGAGGCUGAUCAAGUUUUCAUACCUGAAGACCCUGUUCCCAAUAAUUGGGUUGAAAAACUUUGCAAACGCUUACAGCAGGAACGCAAGUCAGGUCAGCGUUUGAACAUCAUUAUCGUCGCGGAGGGCGCUAUAGAUCGCGAAGGCAAGCCGAUAACCGCAGAGCUGGUGAAGAAGGUGGUGGUCGACAAUUUGCAACAAGACACACGCAUCACCGUUCUCGGACAUGUGCAGCGUGGGGGCUCGCCCUCUGCUUUUGACAGGAUUUUGGGUUGCAGAAUGGGAGCUGAAGCAGUAAUGGCAUUAAUGGAAGCUACACCCGAAACUGAAUCAUGUGUAGUAACCUUAGAUGGAAACCAGGCUGUACGGCUGCCUCUAAUGGAAUGCGUACGUCGUACUAAAGCCGUCUCUCAGGCUAUGGCCGAUAAAAACUGGGAUCUCGCGGUGCAACUGCGCGGGCGCAGUUUUGCACGCAACUUGGAAACGUAUAAGAUGUUGACACGACUCAAGCCCCCUAAGGAAGCUUUCGACGAAUCUGGCAAACCUGCGGAGGGGCUGACGCUGGCGGUGCUGCACGUGGGCGCGCCGGCCUGCGGCAUGAACGCCGCCGUGCGCUCCUUCGUGCGCAACUGCAUCUACCGCGGCGACACCGUGCUGGGCGUGCACGACGGCGUGGAGGGCUUCAUCGCGGGCAACAUCGUCAAGAUGGACUGGUCCGACGUGACGGGGUGGGUGGGCCAGGGCGGCGCCUUCCUCGGCACCAAGCGCACUCUCCCCGGCGACAAGAAGGGCGAGAUCGCGGCUCGCAUCAAGCAAUUUAACAUACAAGGACUACUUAUCAUCGGCGGGUUCGAGGCAUACCAAGCGGGUUUGGAGAUAUACGAGUCCCGCAAGCAGUUCCCGGAGUUCUGCAUCCCGCUGGUGGUGAUCCCCUCCACCAUCAGCAACAACGUGCCCGGCACCGACUUCUCGCUCGGCGCCGACACCGCGCUCAACGAGAUCACCGAGAUAUGCGACCGCAUCCGGCAAUCUGCGCAGGGGACGAAGCGCCGUGUGUUUGUCGUGGAAACUAUGGGUGGUUAUUGUGGAUACCUUGCCACAUUAGCAGGUUUGGCUGGCGGAGCCGACGCUGCGUACAUCUACGAAGAGAAGUUCUCUAUUAAAGACUUACAACAAGACGUAUACCACAUGGCGUCCAAAAUGACCGGCGGCAUCCAGCGCGGUCUCAUCCUACGCAAUGAGAAAGCCAAUGAGAACUAUAACACAGAUUUUAUCUACCGCCUUUACUCUGAAGAGGGCAAAGGUCUCUUUACCGCUAGAAUGAAUGUACUUGGUCACAUGCAACAAGGCGGUUCGCCGACGCCAUUCGACCGUAACAUGGGGACUAAAAUGGCCGCCAAAUGCUUGCACUGGCUCGUAGACUCCAUCCACAAAGGCUCGGCGAAUGGACCAGAUUCGGCCUGCCUACUUGGUAUCGUCAAGAGACAGUAUAAGUUUAGUCCACUUGAAGAAUUGAAAUCUCAAACAAACUUUGCGCAAAGAACAGCCAAACAGCAGUGGUGGAUGAAGCUUCGUCCACUUUUGCGUAUUUUGGCCAAACAUGACUCUACAUAUGAAGAAGAGGGCAUGUACAUGACUGUAGAACAAGGAGAGAUAGACUCUGAAAAUGUUAUU